AUGGCUGUUGCUUUAUGGUUUUAUGAUGUCUGCAUUCCCAUGAACGCUGUGAACUCUCCAUUCUUUCCAGUUAUGUUAAGCAAAGCUGCUAAUUUAGGACAUGGAUAUACUGGUCCUUCGUAUCAUGCUUUGAGGGUUGGGUUAUUAAGAGAUGCAAAAAAACAUGUAUCUUUGAUCGUUGAAUCAUUUAGAAGCACUUGGGCUAGCACCGGUUGUACCUUGAUGGGAGAUGGAUGGAAAGACACUAGAAAAAGACCACUGAUCAAUUUUUUAGUGUACUGUCCAAAAGGAGUUACGUUCAUCAAGUCGGUUGAUGCAUCUGAUGUAUACACAAAUGCAGAGAAUUUGUGUAAUUUAUUUGCUGAGAUGAUGGAAAUGGUUGGCUCUGAAAAUGUGGUUCAUUUAGUGACUGAUAAUGCACCUAACUACAAGGGUUCAGGUAGAUUACUUGCGGAGAGAUACCCAAAUAUUUCUUGGUCUCCAUGUGCAGCUCAUUGCAUGAACUUAAUAUUGGAGGAUGUGGGAAACAUGCGUAAUGUUAAAGAGUUAGUUUCUGCUGUCUCAAAGAGGCAAGGUUGGAGGGAAAUCAUUCGUCCAGGAGAAACCCGCUUUGCUACCACUUUUAUAGCCCUUCAGAGUGCAUAUGCACAUAAAGACGACUUACAAGCUUUGGUAGUAGAUCAAGAGUUCAGGCAGUUUCUGAAAACAGAGAAAGCAAGAUAUGUCAAGGCUGUUGUUUUGGAUGAAAACAUGUGGGAGCAUUGUUUGUUGAUCGUAAGGAUUAUGGCUCCAAUGAUACGCUUGUUGCGUGUUUGUGAUACUGAUGAGAAGCCAUCAUUACCAUAUGUCUAUGAAGGAAUGUAUCGAGCACGUUUAGGCAUCAAGAAGAUAUUUGGAAAAAAGAAGGAAUUGUAUUAG
Molecule: messenger RNA, 918 nt
Organism: Brassica napus (rape)
Lineage: Eukaryota; Viridiplantae; Streptophyta; Magnoliopsida; Brassicales; Brassicaceae
Exons: 2
Coding region: 1-918 (305 amino acids)
Source: RefSeq, a predicted model, not a curated record